AUGAACGGGUCAUUUGAGCGUAUUGCAAAGAAUCUUCAAUACCUCAACGACACCCUUGGUGAUCUUCACUCACUUGGAAUUCAGCAUGACAUUCAACUGCCCGAGCUUGUCCUUGUCGGGGAUCAGUCUGCAGGCAAAUCAAGCCUCAUGUCAGGCCUCGCUGGCAUUAACCUGCCUCGCAGCGGCGGCGUGUGCACACGCUGCGUCACACAUAUUCGAGUUUCCCGCCACCACACCUGGCAGUGUCGCGUAUCUUUGCGGCGCAAGUAUGCCUUCUGUCCUCCCGCAGACGGCAUCAUAUCGUUGCAUAGCGUCACUCCCGAUGACCGGUUUCCUCCUUGGAAACCCGUACACGAGACCGUGCUUGACUUCAAGACCCUUGACUGCCCUGACGAGAUCGAAAAUACGCUACGAUGGGCGCAGGUGGCCAUCCUCAAUCCUAACAAGCCGCACAAGGAUUAUAUUCCCGGCUCCGGUCACGCCACCAUUGGAGAGGACGCGUUCGAAAAGGCUGCCGAACACACAGAGGCCAAAUUCUCACCCAAUGUCAUUUCACUGGAGAUUAGGCAUCCAGACUUUGCAGAUCUCUCCUUCUAUGACCUCCCCGGCGUCUUCGUCCGGCCUGGUCACCCAGACGAGAACUACUUGGUCCAGGUAGUCAAGAAUCUCGCUGAGACGUACAUCAACCAUAAGGAGGCCAUCAUUAUCUGGGCUAUCCCUAUGAAUCUUGACCCGAUGAACUCAACAAUGUCGAAAAUCAUUGAGGACUGCGAUGCACUAGACCGGACAAUUGGUGUAAUGACAAAAGCAGACCUAUUGCCUAGAGAUGAGGGCACACUCCGUCAGUGCCUUGAUGAGCAGAAUCGUUGGGAGGAUGUUUUCUUUGAUGACUCGUCCCAGUGGCCGAGUGAGUUCCGACAGUAUCGCAACCGAUGUGGCUUGAAGCAGCUUCACUUUGACCUCUCUGAUAAACUAGGGGCUGCUUUCGCAAGGAGCCUUCCAACCAUCAAAACAAAGAUUGCCAGCAAACUUAUACGCGCAAGACAUGAACUCGCCUCACUACCCGAGCUUCCAGCGAAUGUGGAGCUUGAAGUGCGAACAAGUCUGAUGAAUUUUCGUGACAGGGUGCUCUCAGGACUUAAAGGUAACCAGUUCUCAUCGAAUUACCAGUACCUGGCAGAGUCCUUUCGUAACUGUCUCAUUGCGAUGAAGCCCAAAAUCAACGUUAAGGACGAUAACGAGGUAAUCGAAAUUCCGGAUGAUGAGGACGUACAGGGCAACCCAGCAGGGCAGCCUAAGCGGAAAGCGACAGACAUGCCUCCGCCUAUGCCGUCUACGCCGUCGAAACGCCAGCGAACGGCCAACGCCUCGCCCGUAAAGCGUGAGGAACUUGGCCCGGCCUCGGCAUCGGGACCGGGCGGACGUUCUGGGUCUGCGACGCCAAGUCUGGGCGCGGCUCCCACCGAAACGCCGAGCCCAUUUGCAGAGUUUGGGCCCUAUAAAUCAAGGAAACUCCGGGAUAUCAGCGAGUCUAUCACUCGACACACGCGACCUGGUCAGCCAGGUUUGGUUGCUGGAGCCGUCUAUGAAGAGCUUUGCCAGCAAGCCGUAAGACCAUGGGAGGAACCUGUUCGCAAGUUCCUCCAACUUGUAAUGAAGCAGGUCGAAUCAGUCAUCAAGGGGCUCUUCAUCAAGCAUUUUCUCAACUACAGAAACGAUUGA
Parascedosporium putredinis is the source of this 1722-nucleotide messenger RNA. NCBI's taxonomy places the organism in Eukaryota, Fungi, Ascomycota, Sordariomycetes, Microascales, Microascaceae. The record is from the annotation of a GenBank genome assembly.